UUUAUAAAAAUGCCUUUAAAACCAAGUAAACUGCAGCCUAAAAGUUCGUGUGAUAAACAUAAAUGCAACAAAUCUUCUACUGAGAAGAUAAAAAUGCCGAAGAGAAUGUUAAUAUCUAAAAAGUGGCAUCCGGACUGUUCGCAUGAAGUAAAAACUAAGUCUGCUGGCAUCAUCGCUUCUAAGCCGCAAAGAAAUAAGCCGAAUAAAACAUCAAAUUCAUUACCUAUUGUGCCAAAACAUAGUAAAAUUCUAGAUUUUUGCAAAACGUGUGGAGAUACUGAUGAUAUUGAAACAGCUGUAGCUGUAUUUUCUAAUACUGUAACAAAUUCUACUAGCAAAACUAAUGCUGUGUCUUCAAAAAAUAGUAAACAUGUUGUGUCUCCUAAAAAUAGUCAACAGGAAUUGAAAACGGACUCCCAGAAAGUAAAAGUAGAAACUAAAGUUGUAAAACAAUAUUACAAAAACGAAAAAUAUGCUGAUUCCAAGUCUACAGUAGAUUAUACAAAAACAUCUCGAAAAAGUGUCAAAAUCAACUCGAAAAAAAAUAAUGCAGCUUUGAAAUCUGAUAAAAAAAUUGAUAUUGAAGACGAAGUUGUACAAGAGCAUUAUUUAAAUGAAAAGUUUGCUGAUUUAUACGAUUCUAUACAUGAUUUUGACACUAUCAUCAGGAAUGAGCAAGUACUGGAUACUAUUACUGAAGUAAAUGAAAGACAAGUGUCAUCUGAUAAUAAAUCCACUUUAUCUCAUAAAAAAUCAUCUCAAUCGAAUCUAUGUACUUCAACUUCAGAAGACGAAGUAAGUUUGAAAAAACUGAAAGAAUUCAGGAAGAAGAAUUAUUUUGAAUGUCAUUCAUCAAAGAACAGAAUUGCAAGUAAGGGGAGCGUAAUAUCUCUUCAGGAUCAUAAAUGUAGAUACAGAUUAUAUUUGAAUGACAGACUAUUUCCUGUAGCAAUGGACAAUGAUCACAACGAUAAUAUACGAUGCGUUGACUGUCAUUUACCCUUAGAACUAGCUCAAGAAGGAGACAAAGUAAAUGGUACUAUACAAGCUAAAGUGAAACUAGGUUCAGAAACUCAAGACAUGGUAUUACUUCUUCCAAUAAAAGAACCGUUGAUAAUUAAACAGAAGAGAAAAGAAAAUAACGAUGAUGAUGUUGUGUACUUCGGUUUAGUAAAAAUGGAUCAAAAUGGAAAUUCAAUGUUUAAUCCGUCUUUACCGAGUGACUCUUUGGCGUUAAGGUAUCAGAAGGGUUAUAGACAAUUUGAUGAUGUUCAAAUCUAUAGGUAUGAUAAGAUCGAAGAUUCUGAUGUUAUCUAUAUUUAGUAAUGAAUAAACGUUUUUAUGUUUGUA
This is a messenger RNA of Cydia strobilella, 1350 nucleotides long. RefSeq lists its product as uncharacterized. Lineage: Eukaryota; Metazoa; Arthropoda; Insecta; Lepidoptera; Tortricidae. The transcript has a single exon. The record is from RefSeq and is a predicted model, not a curated record. Bases 10 to 1323 code for a protein of 437 amino acids.